CGUCGGAACGAUGCAGAACACCGCCGGCGACUACUAUCAGAGGGCAAGAUGCUGUCCGGGAAGGAGUGGGAAUACGAACACGACCGCCGAGGCGUUGAGAAUCAGCACGACCGUCAGAGGCGCGGAAUUGCUCUGCUGUUGCUGCAGCUGCAGCACAUCGACAUCGACCAAGACGCCCGGCUUGCUAGCCAGCCUUGGUGUAUGCGUGCUCGUGUUGGGAUACACGUUACUCGGGGCGUUCGCGUUCAUGGCCCUCGAGGGUGGCCUCAAGUCGGAUUCAUCGAAUGACCUACUGGUUACCGGCGGUUCGAAAACCGACGGGGGAUCGUUUGUGGUGCCCAGCCUCGAGGAUGACUCUGCCUCGAUGGAGCUCAGGGCGCGCACCGUCGAGAGGCUCUGGAGUAUCACGGAGGAUCUGAAUGUCUUGUACAAGGAGAAUUGGACACGGCUGGCGGCCAGAGAGGUGUUCGAAUUUCAGGAGAAUCUGGCACGGGGUCUUAGACGGACAUCUACCUCGCAGUAUGAAGCAGUCGGGUCUCGAUCCAGAGAUCAUUCUGUGGACAGGAGACCGAAUCGACGGUGGACCUUCAGUGGCAGUCUGUUGUACUCGCUGACUCUCAUAACCACAAUCGGGUACGGUAGCGUGGCGCCCCGCACCAUCUGGGGCCGUUUGAUCACGAUCGUCUACGCCCUGGCCGGUAUCCCCUUGAUGCUGGUCUACUUAAGCACAGUCGGCGACGUUCUCGCUAGAAGCUUCCGACGUUUGUACGGUAGGCUUUGCAGGCCGCGUAAUUGCGCCAGGAAGCAACAACCACCGCCACCACCGCCACCAGUUGGCGGUAUCAUGAGCAAAACGUACCGAUACGACAACCACGUGGACUCAAAGUCUGGCAAUUAUUACUCUGCCAGCAGAGAGAGCUCUUGCGACGAUCUCGGAACACGAGGCACCAGCAGCGCGAUUCUGCUCGACUGUGGAAGCGAAGGCCUGCUCCACGCUACCACCAGUUCGACCGCCGCGCUUCAGGAUGUAUCGUCCGUGAACAGUAAACGUCACUUUCAUCCAUGUUCGUUGUCCCUGUCGACGACUUCGUCACCCGGUUACGUGGUGGAGACGAACACCGUCAGGAUACCGAUCAGCCUUUGUCUGGUGAUCAUGCUGGUCUACAUAUGCGCCGGCGCGAUCAUGUUCAAUCGUCUGGAGGGCUGGAGCUUAUUGGAGGGCGGUUACUUCUGCUUCACCAGCCUGGGCACGAUCGGUUUCGGCGAUCUGAUGCCGAUCGGUCGUAACGCCGCCACCGCGACACUGGAGGAGCUCAGCCUGUGCGCCUGUUCCCUCUACAUACUAGCCGGGAUGGGCCUGAUCGCCAUGUGCUUCAACCUUGUCCAGGAGGAGGUGGUACGCGUGGUCAGGGUCUUCGGUAGAACCUGCGGCAUGUCGUCCGGGGUGGUGGUCGGACCUAUCGGUGGUACAGGUGGCCCCAUCGGUGGUGGGCUCAAAGGGGACCUCGACGACGGCGGAGGCACCAGUGACUCACGGUUGUCCGAGCAAGAAGAGGAAGCAAUCGCCAUGUCCUUGGUGCCAGCAUCCUGACAGCAUCAGG
Messenger RNA from Dufourea novaeangliae, 1601 nucleotides. RefSeq names its product potassium channel subfamily K member 18-like. The record is from RefSeq and is a predicted model, not a curated record. The transcript is spliced from 5 exons. Gene Ontology annotation, cellular component: membrane. The coding region runs from base 11 to 1591 and encodes 526 amino acids. Gene Ontology annotation, biological process: potassium ion transmembrane transport; stabilization of membrane potential. Gene Ontology annotation, molecular function: potassium ion leak channel activity. NCBI's taxonomy places the organism in Eukaryota, Metazoa, Arthropoda, Insecta, Hymenoptera, Halictidae.